AUGAAUAGUAAUAAUGAGAAAGCUAAGAUUGACUCAAUAAUAGAUUAAUUUUAUGGAUUUAAAGUGAUUGAAGAAGUACCAGAUGAAGAGAGACAUUUUGAUUAGAUUGUUCAAUAACCAGAUUAAACUGUAAUAUAAAAGAUGCUUGAUGAUAGUUUGCAAAAGAGAUAGGAGUUUAUUUAAAGCAAUGACUGCAAAGAAUACUCAUAAAUGCUAAUAAUAUCUUAAAUAAGGAUGGAUUUCACAAAUGAUGAUCCAUUUCUUAAACAUCUUAUGAAUGUCGAAAAAGCAAUAAAGAAGGCAAUACGAAAUAUCUUGUUGUAAUUAUAAAAGCUUGAAAAUAAACAAUAGUUCAAAGAGGCCUGUGAUAAAUUGAUAAAAAUAUUUUAUCAAGAUAUCAAUAUUGGAUUCAUUACAUCAACUGGGUAAAUAAAAUCAACAGCCUAUGCUUUUAUUUUUAAGUCAAUAAUCGAAUUAAUAAACAGAAAAAAGAUUAAUUUAUAGUUUAAAAAGAUCCCUCUUAAAAUUACAUUAACUUUCUUUGCAAUUGAUUCUCUUUAGCAAAUCAUACCAGCAUAAAAGUUAUAUGAUCCCAGAAGUGCAUUUAUUAGAAAUAACAAAUUUUUUAAUGACUAUAUAAUACUGUCUUAAACAAAUCAAGAUGAACUAAGGAGUGGAGUAUCUAUCUUCUUUGUGUACAGACCAGAAGAUGAUUAGAUAUAUGCAUUGAAACGAAGCAAAUUGUAAGCAACUCAACUUGAUUUUUUCUCUGUUUUUUCUGCAACUGCAUCAAACACUCCAAUAACCCCAGACAUUCGAAAAAUCAGAGAAGCUAAAAUACUUUCCAAGUUAAUACAUCCAAAUAUCUUGAGACUUUUUGCUUGGUGGAUCGAACAAACAAACGAUGGCUAUUAUUUGUAUAUGUAACUUGAAUAUUGUUCCUUUCCUGGUUAUAAAUAUCAGCCAACAGAUCUGUUAACAUUUUCAUACUAUUAUCUAAAUGUUAUGUAAAAUGCGGAAAAAAUUAAUAAAAUUAAAUCUAUUCUAAAUCAAAUAUUAGAUGGUCUGGAAUACAUUCAUUAAAGAGGAAUUAUACAUAGAGAUUUAAAACCUGAAAAUAUUUUUGUGACUAUCAAUAUCAAGGGAGAUCUAUAAGUUGUAUUAGCAGAUUUCGAUUAGGGAAAGGAUGUUAGAGAGGAAAAACUAUCUACCAUGACUGAUGAAAGACUUCCGUAAGAAGAACUCAAUUCGAUUACAUCUCAAAAUACUAUUACAACAGGCACUUUUGGUUAUCAGACCGCUAAUUAUGUUAAAGAUUCGCAUUAUAGCAUGGCAGACGAAUUUUAUGCUAUUGGAAUCAUUUUACUGCACCUUGUCAUUGCAUUUCCAGGAGAACCAAAGAAUAGAAAUCAUUAUGCAAAGACUUUUGUGAUGGCGAAUCAGGCAGAAGAUGUAUUAUCGUUAUUUGACACAUGGGCUAAUAAAUUUGUUAAAAAUAAAAGUAUUGAUUUUUCUUUCACUCACUAUAAAAAUGUCAUGGAUCUAGCCAAAUUAUUGACAAGCUCUAGAAAAUUAACUCAUGCUGAUGUUAGGAGAAUGAUCAAUGAAUUAUGA
Paramecium tetraurelia is the source of this 1614-nucleotide messenger RNA. RefSeq lists its product as uncharacterized. Gene Ontology annotation, biological process: protein phosphorylation. NCBI's taxonomy places the organism in Eukaryota, Ciliophora, Oligohymenophorea, Peniculida, Parameciidae. Gene Ontology annotation, cellular component: cytosol. The transcript is spliced from 5 exons. The record is from RefSeq and is a predicted model, not a curated record. Gene Ontology annotation, molecular function: ATP binding; eukaryotic translation initiation factor 2alpha kinase activity.